AUGUUUCAGCUCUGGGAGGUUCUUUUCCUGUGCGGCCUGCUCAAGGGCACCUCAGCGGCUCUUCUUCCUGAUCUUAGCAGUGGCCUGAGCAAUGUGGUGGGACAGGCAAGCCCUCUCCUCCAGAAUGGGCUUCUUGGGGAUGCUGAAAAUACAGUUGAUGGUGUCCUUCAGAAACUGAAGGUAGACGUGGGGGCGCUUCAGGAUUCCAGUGCUUUUCAACAGGCCCAGACGAAGAUCCUGGGAGCUGGAGAACACUUGCUGGACAACGUCCUUUCUAAACUUCAGACUCAGGAUGGUCUGUUGGGGGUGAAAAUUAGCAAGUCUCUCAUUUUGGAUCCCAAACUCGAACUAGGAACAGAUGGCAUUGGCGGCACCCUGAGGUUCCCGAUCACCGCUAAUGUCUCUGUGGAACUGCCUUUAAUCGGGCAGCUGAUCAACCUGGGUGUGUCCUUGGACCUGCUGACUGGAAUCAAGCUUGAAACCAGUGCCCAGAACGCCCUCCCCACCGUGGCUGUGGGAGAAUGUGCCAUUGACCCAGCUAGCAUCUCGCUGUCCCUCCUAGACAGGGAUAUCGGCUUGCUCAAUACGGUUGUGGACUCUGUGGCCAGCACCCUGAGUAGAGUUGUGUCCUUCCUGAUACAGAACCAACUCAGCCUGGAGGGUCGGAGGAGUCGACAGUCUUCAAAACCACGAGGGCCCGCAUUGGAGGCCUUUGCCAUGUCCAUGCUCUGCCACUAUGGCUUUUGA
Chinchilla lanigera (long-tailed chinchilla) is the source of this 747-nucleotide messenger RNA. RefSeq names its product BPI fold-containing family A member 2. The record is from RefSeq and is a predicted model, not a curated record. The transcript has 6 exons. The coding region runs from base 1 to 747 and encodes 248 amino acids. NCBI's taxonomy places the organism in Eukaryota, Metazoa, Chordata, Mammalia, Rodentia, Chinchillidae. Gene Ontology annotation, molecular function: lipid binding.